This is a messenger RNA of Paraphaeosphaeria sporulosa, 1468 nucleotides long. RefSeq lists its product as uncharacterized. The transcript has a single exon. Bases 62 to 1147 code for a protein of 361 amino acids. Lineage: Eukaryota; Fungi; Ascomycota; Dothideomycetes; Pleosporales; Didymosphaeriaceae. The record is from RefSeq and is a predicted model, not a curated record.
AUUGCACCCUCCGGUAUUUCCUCCACAUUCUUCAGGCAUCGCCGCAGAUUACGCGAAUACCAUGAGUCGAAGUGGCCCAUUCAUUGUGGCAGUUCGUGAAGAUUUUCAUGCCGCCACACGCGCUUCCAAUCUAGAGCUCAUCUACACAAUAUGGGCGAACACUGGACUAUCCCUCGAGAACUUCCGACAAAAGGAAUAUACAGCGUUCCUCGCCUAUCUGAGCCAGGAGUCCUCUUAUAUGGAGCAGAAUCAACGACAGUUCGCGACUGAUAGUGUAAAUGGGGCUAUUGCUUUAGUUCCAUUGCUCAGAAACAACGUCAGCGCACCGCGGCACGAAGUUUUAGCCAUUUGCCAAGAACGAUUUCCAGGGGUGGAUGAAUCCAUCUUGACUCGGACCAUUGAGCUUGCGGCUCGGAUUUGGUUGACGACCAGAGUGGCACUUGUCGAUAGUAUCAUGGCGGUCGUGAAGACUAAUUAUCGAAUGCUCGAAUGGCCAGCAGAAAUCUCACUUAGAGAAGCGGUGCAAUCACAAUUCACUUUCGAAGAUCCGGCUGAUAAAAUGGACAUUCUGUUUGGUCCAGACCUGGAUCCGAGCCUCACUGCAUCCGCCCUUGUUGAAAUUUGCGGUGUAAAACUGUCAUGGACUUCCAAUCUGAUGGACCACCUGCAGCUCGACAAACGCCAUCGCGUCUUGACCGUUUAUGAACAUAAGAUCUGUCUGCUUAAUCAUACCAAAGGAAUCGACUCACCUUACCCAGUUGACCUCUUGCAUGAGACCAUAGAUACACUCAACCUGCUUUUUCCAUUUGGUCACGGCCCGACCAAGGAUUUACUCCGAAAGGAGAACAAACUAUCAUUGUACGGCUUGGGAACCUGCAAUCGGGAGCGCCGUCUGAAAGUCGCAGACUACCGCGUUUGGCGGACACAGAUCACGGGUUUGAUCGAAGUGUUCAACGAGCCGCCUCGUAAUUGGUGGCAGUUGCUCAGCGAUCGAAGGGAUCUGAGAGGAUGGGCAACGUUCUGGCUCGGUCCGAUGGUGCUACUUCUGACGAUUGUAAGCAUCGUAACCGGGACUGUCAGCUCAGUGUAUGCGGUCAAGCAGUACAAUCUCGCUCGCGCACAAGCUUGCGCCGCGUGUGCGAUGUGAGACAACCCAAGAGCUCAAACUACAGAUUCUCAGAUCGGCACCAUCGUCAGCUUAGAAGCGCCUGGAAUUCGCUUAUCAGGCACUCAUGGGUGUUGCUGGAAUCUUGAGAAGAGAUUUGAACUUCACUGUGGGGUGAGGACGGAGGAAGAGGAGGUUGCAGUUGAUGUGGAGCAGGUGCAAAUGACUAAGCAACGUCCAUCACAGGAACGGCGUCCUUCCCAAUGGCAUUUUCCACGUACAGUUGCGCAUAAAACAUUCUCUGAUGAGUUAUUCGAAGUUUUGUUGUACUGUGAUUACAUUUCCACGGCGUUUAGAUAUCCC